Molecule: messenger RNA, 1409 nt
Organism: Actinia tenebrosa (Australian red waratah sea anemone)
Lineage: Eukaryota; Metazoa; Cnidaria; Anthozoa; Actiniaria; Actiniidae
Cellular component (GO): membrane
Source: RefSeq, a predicted model, not a curated record
CAGAAGAGAACAUGACUGGUUUAUCAAAAUAUCUCAUCAAGUUUCUGCUUCAMCUUUUUUUUAUUCUAUUGACUUCUUCAAUGAASGCGAAAUCGGAAGGAUCAUCUUUCAGCAAAAUGCCGUUCYACAAGCUCGAUGGGAACAUCAUUCAAGCCAUUGCAGUGCCAAACAUUCYUCAGUGUUGUUGGAAAUGUGAUCGUUYACCAGAGUGUUUCUCGCUGAACGUGGCUGWUGUGCCUGACAAARAUGGUUUGUACGAAUGUCAGAUGCUCCGAACUGAGACCAACAAAUAUUCUGSACUAUUAAAACCAUCCCAACACUACCACCACUAUACUCGAUUAGUUGACAAAUGCACAAGAGUAAGCUGUCUUAAUGGAGGAACGUGUGAAUCCAAUGGAUGUUUUGACUUCCGGUGCAUAUGCCCGCAAGGAUUCACGGGACAUCUGUGCGAGGAAAAAACCUCGAUUGCCGGUUCUUCAAAAUCUUCGUCGUGCAAAUGGGCGAAAAUAAACCCAACUCCUGUCUGCUUUGGAACCAGAAACUCGUCAUUCGGUCGAUUCUACGUCAAACAGCCWGCAGCAGUGACGUCAKUCAAGCUGGUGCACCUAUCAGGAUUUKUCACGUGUGAUGUAAACGACCAAUCAUCAAGAAGCUUCUGGGGAUGCGCUGCAUACCAAUCCCAUUCGGACAAACUCUUAACUAUCAUCACCAACAACCUUAACCAAAGGAUCCUUCCCCAGAAUGAGUUUAUUACCAACUUGCUUCACCUGGAGUACACUAUUCCUCAGGUCACAUCUUUGUCUUCAGAACUCUCGUACCAGAACUUUGCUAUUCCAAUGAUUGUCACCGCUGGUCAGGAGUUUCGCAUUUGGUAUGGGCCUGAUCUCCAAGACAACGGAGAAGAAAACAGCGGAGGGACAGCUGAUGUUGACGUUUAUGUGUGUAUUGCAAGCAUUAUUUAGGAUAGGAUAAUAAUAACGACAGACGGGAGGUAUGACUGGAAAUUAUUUUAAAACUAUCGAAUACAAAACAAAUAUGCAUAUACUAAAGUGCACAGGCGAACUUAAAAAAUUAAUGAAUUAUAGUGAUCUUGGUGAUCUCGCGAAAAAAUAGAGUCUGCUGAACCGAGCUGCUAAUUAGUUGCCAUUAUGCACGAGCUAUUGUCUGAACCAGCCAAUAAGAGCGGACCUUCAUAUCCCAUAUCAUUAAACAGGUCCACAUCCAUAUCCUGCAAAGCAGACUAAAAGAAUCGUGGAUAUUUCUUCAUUUUUGUCUUYUUAAAUUUAGAAAUUGCAUCAAGUAGUAAGUAUGAAGUAUCUAGCUGAUCUGAGAGAAAAUGUUGGCCAAUCAGAAUCGAGAAAAUUUGCAAAACUAARGUGUCACUAGUUCCUCUUGAAAUUAUAGAUUUC